AGUACCUCUCUACUUUGCGUUUCUGCGCGUGCGUAUAACACGUGUCGGCCGCCAUCAUGGACUUUGGAGAAAUGUUCGACGAUGUUCGUCGAAUGAAUAAACGCCAGCUUUUCUACCAAGUUCUGAACUUCGCUAUCAUAGUGUCCUCGGCGUUGAUGAUAUGGAAAGGGCUGAUGGUAGUUACGGGAAGUGAAAGUCCCAUUGUUGUGGUGCUAAGUGGUAGCAUGGAACCAGCUUUUCAACGAGGAGAUCUACUAUUCCUCACAAAUUAUAAAGAAGACCCUAUCAGAGUUGGUGAAAUUGUUGUAUUUAAAGUUGAAGGAAGAGAGAUACCUAUAGUUCACAGAGUAUUAAAAGUCCAUGAAAAGGAGAAUGGAGAUAUCAAAUUCCUGACGAAAGGAGACAAUAACUCAGUAGAUGAUCGAGGACUGUAUGCCCCAGGCCAGCUGUGGCUUGCAAAGAAAGAUGUUGUUGGCCGAGCUAGAGGAUUUGUUCCAUAUGUAGGCAUGGUUACGAUAUUGAUGAAUGACUAUCCAAAGUUUAAGUAUGCUAUUCUAGCAGCAUUGGGACUGUUUGUACUUAUCCAUCGAGAAUAGUAUCUUCUGAAUGAAAGACGUACAUUGUAUGUAAAACCAUAGUCUACCAUGUCAUCCAGGAAGCCAGAGUCUACCACGUCAUCCAGGAAUCAAAAGUCUCCCAUGUCUCAUCCAGGAAUGAUCUUCCAAGAUAUAUACAUAUAGCAAGCCAUAGUCUACCAUGUCAUAUAGACCUCCAAAGUCUACCAUGACAACCAGAAAUCCAAAGUCUACCAUGUCAUAAAGGAAUCAUAAAGGAAUUCAAAUCUAUACCAUGUCACACAGGAAACCAAAGUCUGCUAUGCUAUAUAACAAGCCAAAGUCUACCAUAUCUUAUAGGAAAUCAAAGUCUACCAUAUUAUUUAAAGGACAUACAUUGUGACUAGAAUCUGAACAAAUAAUCAAAAAGACCCCUCCCUAAGUUGACAUCUCUUUCUUGUCUAGGCAACAAAAAAUGCAGGCUCACAAUAGAAACCCAAGCCUAUUCUUUGCCUUGCUUUUACGCACAACCACAUCUAGAAAUUAAUGCUUAGAAAAUUUCAAGGUUAGUUAAGUAUUUUUCAAUACCAAACAAACUAAAGUUUAUAAUUAUCACUGGAGUACAGUAUGUUAUUUUGGGUACUAAUGAAUAGUUGUCAUAAAGCAUUACUAUUGAUUCAGAAAAUAAGUGUUGGCAAGAAAGCGGACAAUAUUUUCUUUUGUUUUACAACUGCUGACUUGCCCUGUCUGACUUAACAUUGUUUUUAUUUUUAUUUUUUUUUAAAGAAAUACUGUAAUCAUGUUAUCCUCUGCCUAUGUUUAUUUAUUUAACAUGCUUUUUUCAGGAUGCUCUUCAACAUUUUAUCAUAGUACAGUAACUAAAGAUUAUUGAACUGUUGAAUAACAUGCCAAGCUAAGUGUUCUCCCUGGUGAUCACUCUUAGUCCUGAAAAGAGCAAGUUAAUCAAUCUCUCAAGAACACUAAUGCAUUGGCUCAUUUGUACUUGGAAUAUAUUCAUGUUGAAAACAAAUUAAAAAUGCAUAUAUUAA
Molecule: messenger RNA, 1603 nt
Organism: Nematostella vectensis (starlet sea anemone)
Lineage: Eukaryota; Metazoa; Cnidaria; Anthozoa; Actiniaria; Edwardsiidae
Product: signal peptidase complex catalytic subunit SEC11A
Exons: 6
Coding region: 57-596 (179 amino acids)
Cellular component (GO): membrane; signal peptidase complex
Molecular function (GO): serine-type endopeptidase activity
Source: RefSeq, a predicted model, not a curated record